This is a messenger RNA of Panicum hallii, 941 nucleotides long. Its product is annotated as jacalin-related lectin 19-like. Gene Ontology annotation, molecular function: carbohydrate binding. Bases 25 to 732 code for a protein of 235 amino acids. Lineage: Eukaryota; Viridiplantae; Streptophyta; Magnoliopsida; Poales; Poaceae. The record is from RefSeq and is a predicted model, not a curated record. The transcript has 3 exons.
UUGGUUUGUUGUGCAAUUUCUUCCAUGUACAAAGCACACUUGCCCUUGAAGAAACUUUGGUUGCCAAUCUUACCACUUGUGUACCCCUGCAAAUCUCUGGAAGCAAGCAUGCAGCAGCAAGCUCAGAGGAAGAUGGUUGUGUCCAAGAAGCUCAUGAAGGUUGGCCCAUGGGGCGGCGCCGGGGGGCACCCGUGGGACGACGGCGGCUACUCCGGGAUCCGCAGCAUCACCGUGUCCUACGACCGGUCCAUCGACAGCAUCAGCGUGGAGUACGACAGGAACGGCCUGGCCGUCCCCGGCGAGCGACACGGAGGAGCCGGCGGCAACCACACGACUCAGAUCAAGCUGAGCUUCCCGGACGAGUACCUGACGGCCGUGAGCGGGCACUACUCCCCGAUGGCGCACGGCGGCUCGCCGGUGAUCCGGUCGCUGGCGUUCCGGAGCAGCCAGAGGGCGUACGGGCCGUUCGGCGCGGCCGAGGGCACGCCGUUCACGUUCCCGGUGGACGGAGGCGUCAUCGUCGGGUUCUGCGGGAGGAGCGGCUGGCAGCUCGACGCCGUCGGUCUGUACGUCGCGGCGCUGCGCCCGGAGAGGGUGUACGACAGGGUGCAGAAGCUCGGGAUCUCGGCCUACCGGGCAGUGAUGCACCGUAUCGGGCCUCAGCAGGAGCAGCAGCAGGAAGAGCAGGUGAAACAGAUGAACGGCAACGCUCUGAUAACUCACAAGACGUAGCGGUUGCCGUCACCUGUCAGCAGCAUGCGAACCAGGUGUUUUCUUUAUGUAUCCACGUACCAGCUAGUGUAUGAAUCUAGUGUGCACAACUUGCUUGUAUGACUUAUGGAGAGAUUCUAGUAGAAUACAACCCCAUUGGCUACGAAAGUCCUUCUAGGUCGUCCAAAGCGAGGUCGCAAGUCCUGACACACACAUCGGUCACUUCUAGU